UCUGCCUAAUAUAAACGCAUAAGUAGCUUGGUAACGGCCAUAGGAGUAGUGUCUAAAAAUCUGAUGGUGUUGCUUUAACCCUUCUUUAAUUGGCGACAAUUCCAAAACAGUAUAAUAAUGAGCCCGUACAAACGAAAGAGCGAUAGAGUACUAAAAUUUACGCAAGAAAUGUUAAAUAUGGCAGCCGAUAGAAUAUCAAAGGGAGAGAGUAAAAGAUCGGUUGCAAAGGCAUUGGGGGUAAAUGAAUGUACUCUAAGGAAGAGGUUGCGUGAAGGCACUGUUCCAACUAGCUUGGGUAGAUUUAAACCAAUAUUUUCGAAAGCACAAGAAAAAGAAUUGGCGGAUCAUAUUCGCGAUCUGGAGGCGAGAUUUUACGGACUUCGUAUGAAGGAUGUUAGAUCACUAGCUUUUCAAUACGCGAAACUAAACCACAUUUCUCAUAGGUUUAACGAACAAAAUUUAAUGGCAGGGAAACAUUGGGCACAGGACUUUGCUGCUAGAAAUCGUUUAUCUUUAAGAGCUCCAGAAAAAUGUAGUUUAGGUCGGGCUACAGGAUUUAAUAAAGUCCAGUGUGACAGAUUUUUUAAAAAUUUAAAACUUGUCUACGAAAAAACAAAAGUGCUGUCACACAGAAUUUUUAAUAUGGACGAGACGGGACUUUGUACUGUUCCAAACAAGCUCCAUAAAAUUUAUGCAGUAAAGGGCAAAAGAACAGUAUCAAAAAUAGUGUCAGCCGACAGAGGUCAAUUAGUUACUGCAGUAUGCUGUAUGAGUGCCUCUGGUACCUGGGUACCGCCAGGUUUAAUAUUCGCUAGAAAGCGUAUGAAAGAAGAACUUUUUUAUGGGGCACCUCCAGGUACACUGAAGAUGAUAUCUGAUUCUGGGUAUAUGAACACAGAAUUAUUUCUAGUUUGGUUGCACCAUUUUUCAACCUUUGUUAAACCUUCCGAGUCGGAUCCUGUAGUUUUAAUUAUGGACAACCAUAUUUCACAUUGCUCUCUGGAAGCAGUUUUAUUUGCGAGGAGCCAUUUUAUUACACUUUUAACAUUACCACCCCACGGAAGUCAUAAGCUUCAGCCUUUGGACAGAGUAUUCUUCUUCCCCUUAAAAACGGCUUUUUCUGGAGAAUGUGAUAAAUGGAUGGUUAGUAAUCCUGGGAGACCAAUCACAAUGAGAGAAAUGGCAGCGCUUUUCCAUUCAGCUUAUUCAAAAGUCGCUACAAUAGAGAUCUGUGAAAAAUCAUUUGAUUGUACAGGGAUAUAUCCCUACAAUCCUGAUAUUUUUACCGCAGCAGACUUUGCCCCGUCUGAAGUCACUGAUAAAUUUCAUUCAGAUGUAGACCGUCAAGGACAAGAGGAUAUAAAUAGAAAUGAAUUAAUAGAAUGGUCUGAUGAAGAUGAAAUACCACUGGCUGAAUUGCAGCGACAAGAAAAACAAAAAAUAACAAUAGAAAAAGAAAAUAGGACACCAACAAAUAGUCCAAUAUUUAAUCAAAAUCAAAAAGAAUAUGCAAAUCAGAGUCCACGACACAGUUUAUCUUCUGUUAAAUUAAAUGAAUCUGACCCAUGUUGUUCUGUAACACCCAAAAUGAUUCUACCGCUGCCAAAAGCUAAAUACGAGCAAAUUAGGAAAACAAAAUCUAAAAGGUCUGAAAUUCUGUCCUCUACCCCAUAUAAAGAACAUUUAUUAGAACAGACAGAAGAAAAACUAAAGGCACAAAAGGGAAAAAGAAAAAUUCUCAAGUGUAAACAAGCUUCAGCAACUAAAAUAGACAACACUAUCUGUCCAGGAUGCAAUGAAAAUUUUAGUUACUCUGAUUGGUUAAUGUGCCGUGUUUGCCAAACUUGGUGGCAUGAGGACUGUUCUAAUUAUCUUGGAAGUGGUAGUUUCUUAUGCGAUUUAUGUGACAAGUAAUUUUAACGAUUGGUUAACUCGUACAAUUAGAAUGCGUACUCUUAGGAAUUUACGUGCGAACUCUUAGGGGAAUAUUCACCAAAGAGUACGCAUUUGCAUGUUUUUAUUUAAACUUAGAUAUUUUUGUCAAAUACAUUUUUAAAUUACUUUUGGAAUGUUAUAUGUUUAAAUUAAUGCAUGUUUUAUAAUUUCCUAAAUAUACUUCAACCUUAAAACGACUUUGUUUCAAUGUUAUUCAGCAAUAAAUAUUAAGUGCGUACU
Messenger RNA from Sitophilus oryzae (rice weevil), 2175 nucleotides. RefSeq lists its product as uncharacterized. The transcript is spliced from 3 exons. The coding region runs from base 118 to 1914 and encodes 598 amino acids. Lineage: Eukaryota; Metazoa; Arthropoda; Insecta; Coleoptera; Curculionidae. Gene Ontology annotation, molecular function: DNA binding. The record is from RefSeq and is a predicted model, not a curated record. Gene Ontology annotation, cellular component: nucleus.